AGCUCAGCACGGACAACCGUUCUGUCAGAGAUGGCGCCCAGCUCGAAAUCAGAAAAGAAUGAUAGCAAACACAAAACACAAAGAAGACACAAAGACCAUAUCGUAAAGCUUCUCGUGAGAGGGAAGCUUUCAGGACAGUUCUCGCAGCAUCUGUUCAGGAAGCUCCCUCCUCGAGUGUGUGUUCCAUUAAAGAACAUUGUCAGUGAGGAGUACUUGAGAGCAGGGCAUAUCUUUCUUGGCUUCACCAAGUGUGGGCGCUACGUUCUGUCCUACACCAGGGACUGUGGAGAAGAUGAUGAUUUCUCUUUCUAUACCUACCAUCUCUAUUGGUGGGAGUUUAAUCUUCACAGUAGACUCAAACAGGUCCAAUAUGUGCGACUGUUUGCAGGCGAGGAAAUCUACAAUGACCUAUACCUCACUGUGUGUGGGUGGCCAAAUGACCAGUCUAAAAUUGUCAUCUUUGGUUUUAACUCUCUCCUAAUGAACCUGAUGAGCGCUGAGAACUACAGAGACAUCUACAUCACCAUCGUUUCAAUGCCUCCCCCUCAGCCUUGCCUUGAGUGCUGCACACUUCCCUCGAACACAUCCAUCCGCAAUGGAAGCGGUGAGUGUCUGGAGCACGGCUAUGUCCUCAACAGCAGGUAUCAGGUGGUGUACCCCUUUCCCACUUUCCAGCCAGCUUUCCAGUUGAAAAAGGACCAGGUCAUCCUGUUAAAUACGAGCUACUCUCUGGUGGCUUGUGGCAUCUCUCUCUGCCAAGACAAGCAGGGUCCGUCAUCUCAGAUUCUCUACACAAAGAGAGCGGCUUUGUCACGUCAUGCGUCCACAUCGUCCUCUCCCACCACCUCAGCUUCCUCACUGCCUCAGGGAUCUCCUGAUAGACAAUCAACACAGAGCAGGUUAACUCCUGUCCCCCCUUCUCCCAGCCAAUCACAAGCUGCGAUGCGAGCCCGAGAAUUUGCAGCUGACCUCUUCCGACGGGCCCAAGGUGGAGCUGGUGGAGGUGAAAAAGAGGGAGCACAGAAACCAUCAGAGCCGUUGGUGGUAAACGCUCAGCAGGAAGAGCAGGAUUGUCUUAAGACGAUGCAAAAAGAAACACAGACUUGUUUGCCACAAAUGUUGACAUCCGGCCAUAAUUUAACACAGUCCUCAAAGCAAAUUAUGUCUCCGGCGUCCUCUUCAUCAUCACCUUCAUCUCCUCCUACACCAUCUGCAUCUCAGGAGCUUGACCCCAGUGAACCUGGAUAUGUCAACUACUCAUGUCUGCACUACUGUCUCCAGCCGGGCUCACUGGAGCAGAAUACAGGAGGCGUUACAGGUUACGAAGACGAUAAAGUACAGCUGGCGUUCACGGUCACUGAUCUUAAAGGCCGGAGCCUGCAGCUGGUCUGCGAGCCACACGAUGGACAGAGUGUACGUGUAGAGCAGCUGACUCUGGACUUUGAGUAUCUAAUUAAUGAGGUGAUCAGGAGAGACGCUGCAUGGGCGCCACAGUUCUGCUCUUUCAGUGACUAUGAUGUGGUCAUUUUAGAGGUGUGUCCAGAGACCAACACUGUCAUGAUUAGCAUCGGCCUCCUGUUACUGGCCUUCUCCCCCUUGGAACAUUGCAGGCCCAACACAUACCAUUCAAACCUGCAGGUCAGUUGGGACCUUAACACAGGUGUGUGUUGCACUGUGGGUGUCGGUGACCUCUCAGAGGUUAAGGGUCAGACCAGCGGGCGUGUGUGGAGCUCUUACAGAAAGUCCUGCGUGAACACGCUGAUGAAAUGGCUCAUUCCUGAAAGCAGCUCACGCUACAUCAAUCGCAUGACCAAUGAAGGACUCCACAAAGGAUCAUCUCUUCAGGUGUUGGCUGAUAGCGACAGGUGCACCUGGAUUGUUCUGUGACGCGUCACAGAUCGAUGGGUAUGGAAUCAAAAGGAGCACCGCAUUAGUAAAACGGGCUCAACUGCACUGUGAUAACAUGUACACAAAAACUGUGCUCGGGGUCAUACACUUGUGUGUGUGUAUAUAUAUUUUUUUUUUUUACAAUUACAUAUUUGUUUUUACGUAAUGUAUACUUUGUAAGUACAAAAAGCAAACGCUGGACUGGACAAAGGUUCUGACAACCAUUCUAAGAGUUCUUUUCUUAUACAGUACAUGAAUAUACCUGAAGUGUUUUGUGUCUGCAAGUGAGUAUGUAUGUUGACCUGGACCUGUGAGAUAAAUUUAUUUGUAUUGUAUUUGUCUAAUGGGACUGAUUAUUGCUGCUUGUGACUACCUUGUUCCCUCAUGUGGCUGAAACUGGCCUGGACUCACAAGGCUGCAUUUUUUUCUCAUAGAAGAUAAAACUAAGAAAAAACCUAUGUUACUCUAAAUAUCUAUGAAUGAGUUCUAUCAAGUAUUUGAUUACUUGUCACUUUUUUCAAGUCUCAUACAUGUUUCACAGGUUAAUGUCAUGCGGUAUAUUCUUAGCAAGGAAGUAAGAAUCUUAAGAGAUUUUGUCAAAAUAAAAAAAUUAAAACAA
Phycodurus eques (leafy seadragon) is the source of this 2506-nucleotide messenger RNA. It is a transcript of the gene dcaf15, whose product is annotated as DDB1 and CUL4 associated factor 15. Gene Ontology annotation, cellular component: Cul4-RING E3 ubiquitin ligase complex. The record is from RefSeq and is a predicted model, not a curated record. Lineage: Eukaryota; Metazoa; Chordata; Actinopteri; Syngnathiformes; Syngnathidae. Gene Ontology annotation, biological process: protein ubiquitination. The coding region runs from base 31 to 1887 and encodes 618 amino acids. The transcript has 13 exons.